AUGGAGGAAGGUGAAGGAGGGGAUGGUGGUCGGAAGAAUGCUCCGUUGGUUUCGGAAUUUGUUGUGGCUGCUUCACCGACGGCGGCUGCAAAGGCGUGGUUGGAUGCUCCGGCAAAGAAGCUAGCGAGACAGCUAGAUUUCAAUGCUACGAUGGAACAGUCGAAACCUCAGCUGCAGACAACCAGUGUGACGGUGCAGAAACCGGCGGGUGCUUUGCCUUUGCCGCCGAUGGGACUUCACUCUUCUGUGAGGGUUGGGAAACCAGAAUCUCCCAAACCAAGAUCAAGACCUAACUUUGAAGUGAAAGAAGGUACUCCAAAGAAGCAAAAGCAGUGCAAUUGUAAACACUCUAAGUGCUUAAAACUAUAUUGUGAAUGUUUUGCAUCAGGAAUAUACUGUGACGGUUGCAACUGUGCAAAUUGUUUCAACAAUGUUGAUAAUGAAGCUGCUAGACGAGAGGCUGUUGAAGCUACUUUAGAGCGCAAUCCAAAUGCAUUUAGGCCCAAAAUUGCGAGCAGCCCUCAGGGAGCACGCAAUAGCAGGGAGGAGGCUGGAGAAGGUGUAAUAUUAGUAAAACAUAACAAGGGGUGCCAUUGUAAAAAAUCCGGCUGCCUUAAGAAGUACUGUGAAUGCUUCCAAGCCAACAUUCUUUGUUCUGAGAACUGUAAAUGCAUGGACUGCAAGAACUUUGAGGGAAGCGAAGAGAGACAGGCUUUGUGUCACGGAGAUCAAAAUAACAACACUUAUAUUCAGCAAGCGGCAAAUGCUGCUAUAACUGGAGCUAUUGGUUCCUACGGCUAUUCAUCGCCUCCAGUAUCAAAGAAACGAAAAGGUCAGGAACUCUUCUUAUGGCCUACAGCCAAGGAUCCAUCAAUUGGCAAGCCGGGACAACAGGUAAACCAUGUAAAAAAUUCAGCACCUUCGUCAUCAUUAUCACCCGUCUCAAGUGGUCGUGUCGCAAAUGCAACAUUAGGUCAGAGUCCAUCAAAAUUAAAGUACAGGUCUCUUUUAGCAGACAUUGUACAACCACACCACCUCAAAGAGCUUUGUUCAGUUCUGGUGCUAGUAUCUGGACAAGCUGCAAAAACACUUGCAGACCAGAAAAGUUUAGUGGAAAAACGUACAGAAGAUGAGACACAAACAUGCCUUGCUUCUUCAACUCAAGAGCAAUUGUUACCAAGUAAAAAAGAAGUUGAUGCUGAGAAAGCUGUGGAAGAUGAUUGUUCGAGUGCAAAUCAAACAGAUAAAAUCAGCCCAGAUAAUUCCUGUUCAGAUGGUGCUGACGUCUCAAAAGGGAGACCAAUGUCUCCCGGGACUUUAGCCUUGAUGUGCGACGAGCAAGAUACAAUGUUCAUGCCAACUGCCUCUCCCAUUGGGCCAAUGACGCAAGCUUGCGACACGUCUUCGCGGUUUCCUAGUGGACAAGGAGUGACAGAGGUCUACGCUGAGCAAGAAAGAGUUGUAUUAACACAAUUUAGAGAUUUUCUCAAUAGAGUUAUCACAAUGGGAGAAAUAAAUGAGACAAAAUGUUCUUCAUUGGCUAGAAGUGAGUUAGAGAGUCAAAAGGAUCCAAUCAACAAUCGAAUUGGAAAUACCAGUACUGAGAUAGUACAUUUACAAGAAGCCACUAGCAAUGGUGAUGCCAAACCUGUAGUUCCACCUAUGGCCACAACUUCAACACCUGUGGCCACAACUUCAACACCUGUUGUGGUCCCUGGUGCUACUAUAGCUGAAAAUGGUGAAACUAAGCUGAAUAAGGAAAAAGAGGUAUGA
This is a messenger RNA of Lathyrus sativus (Indian pea), 1773 nucleotides long. Lineage: Eukaryota; Viridiplantae; Streptophyta; Magnoliopsida; Fabales; Fabaceae. The record is from the annotation of a GenBank genome assembly.